UCCUCCCGCGCCGAGCCCCUGCCGCUCCGGGCGGACGAUGCUGAAGAUGCUCUCCUUUAAGCUGCUGCUGCUGGCCGUGGCUCUCGGCUUCUUUGAAGGAGAUGCUAAGUUUGGGGAAAGAAGCGAAGGGAGUGGAGCGAGAAGGAGAAGGUGCCUAAAUGGGAACCCCCCAAAGCGCCUGAAAAGGAGAGAUAGGCGGAUGAUGUCCCAGCUGGAGUUGCUGAGUGGGGGAGAGAUACUGUGCGGUGGCUUCUACCCUCGGCUGUCCUGCUGCCUGCGGAGUGACAGCCCAGGGUUGGGGCGCCUGGAUAACAAGAUAUUUUCUGUUACCAACAACACAGAAUGUGGGAAGUUACUGGAGGAAAUCAAAUGUGCACUCUGCUCUCCACAUUCCCAGAGCCUGUUCCACUCACCUGAAAGAGAAGCCUUGGAAAGAGACCUUGUACUUCCCCUGCUCUGCAAAGACUAUUGCAAAGAAUUCUUUUAUACUUGCCGAGGCCAUAUUCCAGGUUUCCUCCAAACUACUGCUGAAGAGUUUUGCUUUUACUAUGCAAGAAAAGAUGGUGGGUUGUGCUUUCCAGAUUUUCCAAGAAAACAAAUCAGAGGACCAGCAUCUAACUACCUGGACCAGAUGGAAGAAUAUGACAAAGUGGAAGAGAUCAGCAGAAAGCACAAACACAACUGCUUCUGUCUUCAGGAGGUUGUGAGUGGGCUGCGGCAGCCCGUCGGUACCCUGCAUAGCGGGGAUGGCUCGCACCGUCUCUUCAUUCUGGAAAAAGAAGGUUACGUGAAGAUACUUAGCCCUGAAGGAGAAAUUUUCAAGGAGCCUUAUUUGGACAUUCACAAACUUGUUCAAAGUGGAAUAAAGGGAGGAGAUGAAAGAGGUCUGCUAAGCCUUGCAUUCCAUCCCAAUUACAAGAAAAAUGGAAAGCUCUAUGUGUCUUAUACCACCAACCAAGAACGGUGGGCUAUCGGGCCUCAUGACCACAUUCUUCGAGUUGUGGAAUACACAGUAUCCAGAAAAAAUCCCCAUCAAGUUGAUUUGAGAACAGCCAGAGUAUUUCUUGAAGUCGCAGAACUCCACAGAAAGCAUCUAGGAGGGCAACUGCUCUUUGGCCCUGAGGGCUUUUUAUACGUCAUUCUCGGUGAUGGGAUGAUCACACUGGAUGAUAUGGAAGAAAUGGAUGGUUUAAGUGAUUUCACAGGUUCGGUGCUUCGGCUGGAUGUGGAUACGGAUAUGUGUAGUGUGCCUUAUUCCAUACCGAGGAGCAACCCGCACUUCAACAGCACCAACCAGCCCCCCGAGGUGUUUGCACACGGCCUGCAUGACCCAGGCAGAUGUGCUGUGGACCGACAUCCCACUGAUAUAAACAUCAACUUAACAAUACUUUGUUCAGACUCCAAUGGAAAGAACAGAUCAUCAGCCAGAAUCCUACAGAUAAUAAAGGGGAAAGAUUAUGAAAGUGAGCCAUCACUUUUAGAAUUCAAGCCAUUCAGUAAUGGUCCUUUGGUUGGUGGAUUUGUUUACCGAGGCUGCCAGUCGGAAAGACUGUACGGAAGCUAUGUGUUUGGAGACCGUAAUGGGAAUUUCUUAACCCUCCAGCAAAGUCCUGUGAGCAAGCAAUGGCAAGAAAAACCACUCUGUCUCGGCAAUGGCGGUUCCUGUAGAGGUUACUUGUCAGGUCACAUAUUGGGAUUUGGAGAAGAUGAAUUAGGUGAAGUUUAUAUUCUAUCAAGUAGUAAAAGUAUGACCCAGACUCACAAUGGAAAACUCUACAAAAUUGUAGAUCCCAAAAGACCUCUAAUGCCUGAGGAAUGCAGAGCCACGGUACAACCAGCGCAGACAUUGACUUCGGAGUGUUCCCGGCUCUGUCGGAACGGCUACUGUACCCCCACGGGCAAGUGCUGCUGCACCCCAGGAUGGGAAGGGGACUUCUGCAGAAUUGCAAAAUGUGAGCCAGCGUGUCGUCACGGAGGUGUCUGCGUGAGACCGGACAAGUGCCUCUGUAAGAAAGGCUAUCUCGGUCCUCAGUGUGAACAAGUGGACAGAAGCAUCCGCCGCGUGACCAGGGCAGACAUCACCUAGAUGAAACACCUUUGCCCUGUCCUGUAAAAUACUAAAGUUACAUUUUUCACCAACUUAAUUGGAAAGAAGGGGAGUGAGAAAGCAAACAGUCUUUAAUGUGCUGUGGAUCUAAUCUAGCAAUGUAUCCUUGUGCCAACAUGUAAUCAUUAACGACGGAUGAAAAAGCAAGAAAACAGCCAAUCCUUAUAAAAUUCCAGCAUUAAACAUAUGUAAAGUGCUUUUCACCAUAGCAAGACUGUCAGUGUAUAUGUGAUUAGAAUGUUGCAGAUUUCACACUGAACGAACCUCACUGGAGAAGAGCUCACUCGUUUUUAACAAAUCUUGGCUAUGUAAGCUGUCACUUGUACAAAUUUUUUAAAUAAUAAUUCUUGCCAAAUACGAGUUUUAAUGUAUAUGUUCCUUUAGAACUCAAUGAAAAUCCUCUUUGGUUAAUGUAUGAAUAAAUUUCUGUAAAUGUUCUGUUCAGGUUUUUAAAGAAAUGCCAUGUUCUAAUUUAAAGCAGCAAAAAGUCUGAUAGACAUUUUUCUUAAUGGUUUUUGAGGCCAGCUGUCCAUAUUUGGAUCAUAACAAAAUUAUCAGGCCUCUGCACUACUGAGAAAACAUCUAUCAUGAUGCGCACACCCGCUCUAGGUUGUCCUGUAAACAUUUGUUCUUCCAGAAUCUAAAUUGUAGACUAGUGUAGAUAUGCAGCAUGGGCUCACUUUUCAAACCUGCUCCUUACCUAUAGGAAUAUGAAACUCAAUUAAAAAGAAUAAAUCGUGUAACUAGCAUUUCUCUAUUGUCUUAAGGCAAGAGAUUUGCAAUUAAAGCACAGUGAGCAUUUAUGUAGAAAGGUUGUUUAAGUACACUGCUCUUGUCUUCCAUAUAUGAUUACUUAAGUUUCAAGUGACCUCAUGCCAAAUGGAAAUGGGUUGAGAAACCUUGGUUCAGUGCUUAGUGAACAAUGUGCAUGCAUAAUUUUGCACAAUUUAGAUUCAAUUGACAGUCUAUUCAAAGAAGUCUCAGGAUUAAAUGAGCAUGGAGACCAAAUUGCCCUCUUACCCCAGAAAAGGGGUGGUCCCUUCUAGUCACACUAACACUUCAUUGGCCCAAGAGUGUGACAAAUCUUGCCAUGAACCUGCAGUAGCCUGCAUCUGGAGGUUAAUAGCAGUCUUUUGUCUUCGUUGCUUUCUCUUCAUAGCCCUUUUACUGAAUUCCAUCACAGAAAGUUUUACAAUUAAAAAAAAAAAAAUGUCCUGACAACCAUUUUUGUAAAUGGACCUUACCAUCUAAUCGUCCCUUAUUCAAUGUGGGUGACAUUAACAAAAUGUGAACUUCUGGUGAGGGAGCCAGCUGUCUGAAUCUGUCAAAUUGUGCAGUUUUAUUACACAUUCUCCUGUUCAUAGUCUCACUGAAAACAAUAAGGACACUGCUAUACAUUCAGCAAAAUCUGAAAAAUCCGAGGUUUCUUCUUACACACUUAAUCUUACCAUCUCUUCCAAAAGGAUCUCUCCAAAAGAAAAGGUGUUAUAUUGCCAUCAGUCCUCCUAUUUAAAAAUAUCUAUAUUAAAUUGACCAGGCCCAGACUUUUUACACAGUCCUUUCCCAAGUGAAAGAGUUUCAAAUGUCUUAGAAAAACAUAUGUACCCCAGGUGUCACUGCCUUUUCUGUUGUGAGUCAUUAGAAUAAAAGACCAAAACCUUCUAAAAGAGAAGAUAGCAAGAUCCAUGGAUAUUAAAUCCGAGCAAAGAAAGUCAAGCUGCUGGAAUCAUUUCUUUCUCUUCUUGGGAGAGAUGUAAGGAGCAGUGGCUAAUUGAUUGCUACAGACUUUGAACUCCGUGAUCAUUUCAGAAACAAUCUUUUGACCUUUUUUUUUUUUUUCCAAUCAGAUUUUUAAACUAUGAGACUGGAGAAUUAUCAUAAAUGCUCCGGGAUAGGCACGUAGGAACUGGUUUCAAGUAUGAGCUAGGGAGAAGUGAUUGCUCUAUCAUGCGAAUGGCAACAUCCACUUGGUUCUUACAGCACACAAUCAGAAGGGAGAAAAAUGUCCUUGGCAUGGAUGUAGAUUUGUGAGAUAAAGAUAAAAUAAAGAGAUAGAAAAUGUUAUGAUUAUCCCUUUGUCCAUUCUGGAGCUUAAGCUUUGGGUGUUAAUUUAAUGUGAAGUGCUGUUAGGGUAGUUACAAAGGGUUCGAGAAAAACUCUCUCCCACUGCUUUUGCCAAACUCUUGUCAUAGUUAAUAGAACCUGUUUUUCUUGCCGGUUAGUUAAGGUAACGAGAAGAAAACGAAAUUGGCCCAUCAUUAAAUUGAAAAUAAGGGAAGAGUUACAACAGAAACAAAAACAAAAACAACUUGUGUGAUGAUAAAAAGUUCCAUCCAUACCUUUUCUUCUUGGAAUUUUGUUUCAGUGUGGCUAUUGCAAAAUACUUUAUCACAAAGAAUCCUCAGAAGUCUUCUCAGGUUAAUGGACUGUAUCAUAAAGAACAGAGAAACCUACAUAUAUCAAAUAUACACACAACCUAAAUAGAAAACCAUUCCCUUUUUCAUUUAUAUGCUUCGGAGCAGGCACCUCUUCUCUAUUGAUUUCUUUGAAAAUGAUUACAUACCGAUGUAUUAACAACUUCAAGAUGUUUCUUUUGAUAUUGCUUUUAGCUCUGAAUCAUAAACUGUAUAACAACCCUGUCAGGUGUAAGACAUGAGGUUAGAUGCUGCAUCUGGGGUAUUUCAAAGUACACAUUAACUUAAACUUAAUUAUUAGUCUAACAUUCUUAACUCUGAAACAGAAAAGAGAAGCCAAACCCAAAUUUUUAAGUGGAAAAAUAAAGUACACCAUAGGCAGAUGUAGUUUGCUGUUCAAUAAAUUAAAGUUCUGACAUCUCUAUAGAAUAUUACCUAUAGUAUUUAUCUCUAUGCCUACCUCUGUCUCUAUCUCUCUCUCUUCUCCCACCCACCCUUCUUCCGUUUAACCUCUUCCUUCUCUUCCAUUUCUAUUGGUUUUGACUAAACAGAUAUGUCCUUAAUACACCCAUAACGAAGAUGUCCUGUGGCAGCUUGCUAUUGAUUUUGCUCGGUAUGACCUUUUCUUUAUUUUCCUAAAAAAUACCCUCUCCCCAUGUCACAUUUGCUCAGACGCUGUAUCAUGAAGAACAGUAGACAAAUAUGAAUGUAUCAGAUUGACCUAUUACAGUUACUGAAAGAAAUAACCAGAAAGCAUAAAUGGCUCCCAGAUUCGUCUUGUGUUCCAUCAUUCAUACAGGAAAACACAAAGAGUACCCCAGGCAAGAGCUUGAGUGAACAGCAGGAAAAGUUAGUAGAUACUUCCUAUUCAGGCAUGACAUACUCUACAAAGUCUUUGUUGCAGAGGAGUGUUCCAAAUCUCUUCUUUGCCCACCUCUGGGAUGAGAAUUGAACUUGCACAGAAAUCAGACCAAAGUUCCAUGCCCAGAAAAUGUACAUAUUUCUGUAUCACCCAUAGGUAGUUAGUGGGCCCAUUAUUGUGAAUGCUGGCAAUACUUUCAGAGAGUUCCUCUUUAGAAUAUCCUGAAGAAAUAUAUUUACUAUCUUAUAUUCUUUCUCUUCAUCACACUAACCCAAAUUAGUCUUGCCCCUAGUAAUUAACGAUGUCAAAGAAGGUGGAAACCUAAGAACAGAAGCAUUUCAAUAUUAAAAAUAGUAAAAAUAUGGGGCGCUUGGGUGGCACAGCGGUUAAGCGUCUGCCUUCGGCUCAGGGCGGGAUCCCGGCGUUAUGGGAUCGAGCCCUACAUCAGGCUCUUCUGCUAUGAGCCUGCUUCUUCCUCUCCCACUCCCCCUGCUUGUGUUCCCUCUCUCACUGGCUGUCUCUAUCUCUGUCGAAUAAAUAAAUAAAAUCUUUUAAAAAAAAUAGUAAAAACAUGACCAUAAGACCUGCCAAACACUAAUCCCAGCCAACUUCAACACUUCUUUCUCUUAAAUAUCUUCUCAUAAGUUUUGGAAAUUGCUUUAAAAUAGCUGUUUAGGUGAGUAAGCUGUAUGCAAGAGAGCAUGAGGGUUGUUGUUCCAUAUUCUUCUCAGUCAUAGCGGUAGUUUCCCUUGCUGCUAUGAAGAGAUGUAUUCCUUUAUCAGAUCAGCACUUUUCUUAAAAUCUCCAAUUGCAUAUGAGCCCAAGAGACACCUAUUACUUACCUUGCUUUCUUUCGUAAAGGUCAUGGCGGGUUGAAAAAAUAAAAAAUAAAUAAUGGAUUGCUCCUAUCAACAUAGAGCCUUAGGCCUAAAACUUGUUAUUGCUUUUUUUUUUUCUUGUCAGACUA
Messenger RNA from Ailuropoda melanoleuca (giant panda), 6350 nucleotides. RefSeq names its product hedgehog interacting protein (gene HHIP). Bases 38 to 2086 code for a protein of 682 amino acids. The transcript is spliced from 14 exons. Lineage: Eukaryota; Metazoa; Chordata; Mammalia; Carnivora; Ursidae. The record is from RefSeq and is a predicted model, not a curated record.